AUGCGAAUCAACAGUAAAACUGUUUUGGAAGGGGAAAAGGUUGUGUUAGUCCCCUACAGGAAAGAACAUGUUCCAAGGUUUGUAAAUUUAUUCUUGUAGUAAUUUUUAUGGUUUUAACUGCGUGAAGGACAAAUAGGGUAAGCUUCUUAGCUUAUUUAAAAACGCCCACUGCAAACAGCGCAGCAAAUAAGUGGAAAUGAAGAUCAGCUGAAAAGACAAUUUGCCACGUUAUAUACAUUUUUAAAAUUGUUAUUUUUCCUUAACAUCUUCUGUUCUUUUUGUUGAAAUUAAUUUUAAAUAUCCUUAUGUAGAUACCAUGACUGGAUGCAAUCUCCUGAGCUGCUGGAACAAACAGCAUCUGAAAGGCUUACAUUAGAACAAGAAUAUGACAUGCAAAACAGUUGGUUUCAGGAUGAAAACAGUAAGCCGGACUGCUGAGAACUAAACCCAUACAUUGUCCUUUCUGUGAAUGUAUCAUCUCCCGGAAAGCUUCUAAAACACUAAAGCAAAACAUAAUUGUUAUCUCCAGGGAGGAGGUUAAAGAAAAAGGAACUAUUAAUUAAACCUCAAAAUUUUAUCUAAUUAUUGAAAGCAAUUGAAAGUAGCAUAUUGCUCAGACUCAGGAAACUAAAAUCAUGUGUCCUCCUGAACUCGGCUCCAGCAGAACAAAGAGAUGUAUAUCUAGUUAAACAUCAAGGGCCAAAAACUUAAACGUAGUUUAGCCAGUGUUUAACAAAACUGCAUUAAUAAUAAUAAUAAUAAUAAUAAUGAUAAUAAUAAUAAUAAUAAUAAUCAACUUUAUUUAACAAGGGUAACACGGGACAGUACUUCAACUGAAUAACUAGUGGCCGUCAAACUAAAAUUAUGCAAUAAAAACCAAGUAACCAAAAAUACAUAUCGUUAAAGAAACAGAACUACAAAUAUUCUAAGUCAUUUUCAAUUUGCCCAACGAUUUUAUCUAAACAUCAUUUAUUAUGGACAGUUUUAUGGAAGCAUAUAGAGAAGACUAGAAAAGCAUUUAUCUUCUUAAAACAACCCACCAAAGAAGAGAUCUGGAGGUUCAAAGAUUUGUUAAACCGUGGCUAGAGUUAGACUUCGUUUAAAUAUUUGGCCCUAAGUGUUUCCUUUAUAUUUGGUUUAAAAAAUAUUGAUGAAGUGAUUUUUAUUUUAGAGUGUACAUUUAUUAUCUUGGACAAAAGAAAAUGGCUACAACCUGAGACGACAGAGACAGGUUUGAAAAAUUUCUUGUAAUACUCUUUUGAGGAUGAAUGCUAAAAAAAAUGUCCAUACUAUGUGUACUAUGCAUGCACCCCCCCUCCCAGGGGGUGGGGGGUACUCAACUGGUAUUUGGGUAGAGGUGAGCUGCUGAGGGUUUGAAACCCUGACCAUGUUUAGGACAAAAAAUUCCUAAAAUACUUACAUGUACACUAGCUGUUUAGGACAGACUUGUGCAAAAUUAUAUACCCUGUUUAGGAUAGAAGGGAUGAAAACCAGACACUGUCCAGCGGCACAUCCACGUAUCGGUCAUAUAAGGGAGUAUACCCUAGGACUAUAGGCCAAGUGAAAUUGGUAAUGAUUAAAUAAAGUUAUUUAUCAAAACGAUAUUUUUUUUGUUUAAAGAGUGCAUGGCGGGUGAUGUUAACCUCUUCCUUGAUGACAGUAGACGGGACGUGGCGGAGAUAGAGAUUAUGAUAGCAGGUAAAAGAUAUCAACUGUUAAGGAGUCAUUUCAUAAGGUAGGUUGAGCAUGAUCGUCGGAGUUAACGUAGUCCUUAAUAGGACUGUUGUGGACAGUGACUGACGUUUUGACAACCUGUGUGGCAGUCAUCUUCAGAGUCAAAGUGACUGGUGUAAUGUCAGUUGAUGGUAUUAAACUCUGGUUAUUGAAAUGAUUUAUCAAUUAUGUUGUGAUGUUAUUAGUCCUCUGUCAGUUAAACUGUGAUGUUAUUGGCUAUGAAGACUCAAAUCUCAUUGGUGCAAUGAUUCUGACCUGUCUAUUGCCACAAUUUAACAGUUGUUUACUGUUAGUCAAAUUGUUGGUUGUCCAGUUGUCCUCUCAUAGUUAGUUUUGCUUGAGUCCGUCAAUAAGUCAUUUGUACAGUGAGAGUACGGGUUGUCAAAAUGUCAGUCCCUGUCAACAACAGUCCUAUGCAGGUCUACAUUCACCCAGACAACCAUGCUCAACCCACCUAUAAAAGGAUAUAAAGUUGUCUAGGCGAUUCUUGCUGUGUCCUUAUAGUACAAUCAUCAUGUGGGCUGUGAUAUUUUUGUUUGCCUGUAGCUGGUGUGGAUAAUUUAUAUUCUGUGAGUAGCAGUGUAAUAAUUAUUAUUUCUUUUUAAAUAUAGAACCAUCUUGUCGAAGAAAUGGCCUUGGAAAAGAAGCUCUGCUAACUAUGAUGCAUUAUGGUACCGUAUGUUGAAAAAAUACCAUUAGUGUAGCAAAUAAAAUGGAAUAACCACAAUCACCAUCAAAAGUGUUGGAAAAGCCACCACUUUCUUCACCUCUUUAUUUUUCUUCCUUCCUUCCCCUGCCUCUAGCUGGUACAAUUGUUUUACAACAGUAAAGUGUUUUGUCCAUUUAGUAAAUUGUUCUGUUAUAUCCCACCAUUGAAUAGUGGGGAUGAUGGAACAACUGAUCAUGAGGUAUGCAUUCUGCUGACGGGCCUUUUGAUGUAGACUCUAUUAAAUUGUUUCAAACCUUGGCCAGCCAGGUGAGGUAAGAGUGUCCUCCAUUACACUUCAAGAUAGGUUGAAAGCCUGAAUGUAUGUAAUGUUUCCUUGACUCUCCUCUAAAACCAUCUGGGUUCCACUGUGAGAAUUUUGACACUUUCAAAUAAACCUCAUGGCCUUGUCUAUCUGAAUAUGGGUAGCAGACCACUUAGAUUGUAUAAUAAAUUGUUAUUAUAGAACCAAAAAAGAAAGCAUGUGCUGAAUACUGGCAUUAAUAUUUUUUAUUUUGAACAGUUUUGUCUAAUAUUGUCUUGUCUCUUUUGGGCAUUAGGUAACACCACCUUAGGAAUCCAAAAAUAUGAAGCAAAGAUUGGUUGUAGUAAUGAUGCAAGUUUAAGACUGUUCAACAAAAUAGGAUUUACAGAGGUAAAUUUUGGUUAAUAUCUAGUGUUGAGGUCUUGCAAUGGGUAGAAGCGACAGGUGACAUGACCCUGAAAACUGGUGACAAUCCUCUUAGAAAGCACUGACAAUUGGCAGAAAAGGAGGAAAAUAUUGUGACAGGGACAAUCCAUUUUCAAGUUGUGAAAGCCACGUCUGUUCACUUUUGCAUUUUGGCUGUUUUGGCAGCAAAAUAACAAAGUUCUCUCUUCCAUUAUUUCUGAAGAUUUUCUGUCAGUUUCUGCUGCUAGCUAGGGCAAGUAAGUAUUAGGGCUACUUCAGGUUCAGCGGAGCCAAGAUCUGGAAUGCACUUUCUCUGGACCUGAGGAGUGAACACCAUAUUAAUAAGUUUGCGUUUGACCUAAAACGUCAUUUUAGAUCCAAGCCUAAUGAGCUUUCCUUACCUUCGUUAUACUUAGUUGUACAUUUUUUAUCUUUAUUUUGUUGUGUGUGUUGUUUUUUCUUUUUCAUCAGGGUCCCAUUCAGACCAGCCUUGCUGAACUGGGCAUCCCUGUCUAAAUAUUGUUUAAAAUAAAAAUGAAUAAAAAUAAGAUUAACAUAAUAUUGUUCUUGAUUGGUUUCUUGAAGUAGAAAAGUGAGCAUUGUGAUUAAUUAUUGUCAGGUUCCAUAUCUGUGGUAAAUUCCAAUUUGAGUAUCACAAAUUGAAAUUUAUGCAGAAACGACAGGGACAUUUUUGUCCUAGCUAAAAUGCAACAGCAGCAUAUUUUCCCUAACCAAGCAACAGGCAGUCUCAGAAAUGACUGACAAAGCGACAGCAUACCCCUUCCCCCCCCCCCCCCCCCUUGGAAGGCCUCAAUAUUGCAUUUUUCUUUCUUUCAGUGAAAAUUUAGUGAUAAACUUUAACUGAUAUUAACUAUAGUAACUAAUAGUUGCUUUUGUUUGAAUGUUCUUACUCAUCAGAUUUCUGUUAGUGAAGUGUUCAAAGAGGUGACGUUAGAACUGAAUGUCACUGAAGCUGUUCAACAAUACCUUGCACAGGCCACCAGCCACAUUUGCAUUCACACAUAUCCGCACAGACCUGGUGACAAAACUUUGAAGUAG
Molecule: messenger RNA, 4169 nt
Organism: Porites evermanni
Lineage: Eukaryota; Metazoa; Cnidaria; Anthozoa; Scleractinia; Poritidae
Source: the annotation of a GenBank genome assembly